Notothenia coriiceps (black rockcod) is the source of this 413-nucleotide messenger RNA. Its product is annotated as glycogen debranching enzyme-like. The annotation marks the transcript as partial. The transcript has 3 exons. Gene Ontology annotation, molecular function: 4-alpha-glucanotransferase activity; amylo-alpha-1,6-glucosidase activity. The record is from RefSeq and is a predicted model, not a curated record. Gene Ontology annotation, biological process: glycogen catabolic process. Lineage: Eukaryota; Metazoa; Chordata; Actinopteri; Perciformes; Nototheniidae.
AUUGGUCAGUGGUUGGCAGCCAUGUUUAACUACCUGAAACACAUCCCACGCUACCUCAUCCCCUGUUACUUUGAUGCCAUACUGGUGUCCACCCACACUACCGCUCUGGAUGCAUCUCAGAAACUCAUGUCCAGUUUCGUCCAGAAUGGCUCCAGCUUCGUGCGUUACCUGGCACUGGGGUCCGUUCAGAUGUGUGGCGUUGGAGACCUGCCUGCCCUCCCUCCCCUUUCUACGAAACUUGACAACGUUCCCUACCGCGUCAGUCCAGUCACAGGCCAGAAGGAGCAGUGCUGCGUCUCAUUGGCUGCAGGUCUGCCUCAUUUCUCCUCUGGGAUUUUCCGGUGCUGGGGCCGAGACACUUUCAUCGCCCUCAGAGGACUGGUGCUGCUCACUGGGAGACACAUCGAGGCUCG